Messenger RNA from Coregonus sp. 'balchen', 6430 nucleotides. Lineage: Eukaryota; Metazoa; Chordata; Actinopteri; Salmoniformes; Salmonidae. The record is from the annotation of a GenBank genome assembly.
AUGACCACCAACACCACCAACACCACCAACACCAGCCCUAUGACCACCAACACCACCAACACCACCAACACCACCAACACCAGCCCUAUGACCAGCAACACCACCAACACCAGCAACAACCACAACACCACCACAACCCAGCCAUAUGACCACAACACCACCAAAACCAGCCCGUGACCACCAAACCCACCAACCACCACCAACACCACCAACCCAGCCCCUAUGACCACCAAACACCACCUAUGACACAACACCACCAAACACCAGCCCAGACCACCAAACCACCACAAACACAAAGCCCUAUGAACAACACCAAAACACCAAAACAAGCCAAUGACCACCAACACCACCAACACGAAGAACCUAUGAACACCAACACCACCAACACACAGCCCAUAUGACCCCAACACCGCCAACACCAGCCCUAUGACCCCCAACACCACCAACAGAAGCCCUAUGAACACCAACACCAGCCCUAUGACCACCAACACCACAACACCCACUAUACCCCACACCACAAACCACCAACACCAACAGAAGCCCUAUGAACACCAACACCACUAACACCACCAACACCACCAACACCAGCCCUAUGACCACCAACACGAUUGUGCAAAGCUGUCAUCAAUGCAAAGGGUGGCUUUUUGAAGAAUCUCAAAUAUAAAACAUAUUUUGAUUGGUUUAACAAUUUUUGGUUACUACGUGAUUCCAUAUGUGUUAUUUCAUAGUUUUGAUGUCUUCACUAUUAUUCUACAAUGUAGAAAAUAGUAAAAAUAUAGAAAAACCUGGAAUGAGUAGGUGUUCUAAAACUUUUGACUGGUAGUGUAUAUAAGGUACCACAGUUAACAGUGUAUGUCAGAGCAAAAACCAAGCAAUGAGGUCGAAGGAAUUGUCCAUAGAGCUCUGAGACACCCUUUGUGUCGAGGCACAGAUCUGGGGAAGGGUACCAAAACAAUGUCUGCAGCAUUGAAGGUCCCCAAGAACACAGUGGCCUCCAUCAUUCUAAAAUGGAAGAAGUUUGGAACCACCUAGACUCUUCCUAGAGCUGGCCGCCCGGCCAAACUGAUCAAUCGGGGGAGAAGGCCCGAUGGUCACUCUGACAGAGCUCCAGAGUUCCUCUGUGGAGAUGGGAGAACCUUCCAGAAGGGCAACCAUCUCUGCAGCACUCCCCCAAUCAGGCCUUUAUGGUAGAGUGGCCAGACAGAAGCCACUCCUCAGUAAAAGGCACAUGACAGCCCGCUUGGGGUUUGCCAAAAGGCACCUAAAGGAUUCUCAGACCAUGAGAAACAAGAUUCUCUGGUCUGAUGAACCCAAGAUAGAACUCUUUGGCCUGAAUGCCAAGCGUCACGGCUGGAGGAAACCUGGCACCAUCCCUACGGUGAAGCAUGGUGGUGGCAGCAUCAUGCUGUGGGGAUGUUUUUCAGCGGCAGGCACUGAGAGGCUAGCCAGGAUCGAGGGAAAGAUGAGCAAAGCAAAGUACAGAGAGAUCCUUGAUGAAAAUCUGCUCUAGAGCGCUCAGGACCUCAGACUGGGGCAAAGGUUCACCUUCCAACAGGACAACAACCCUAAGUACACAGCCAAGACAAUGCAGGAGUGGCUUUGGGACAAGUCUCUGAAUGUCCUUGAGUGGCCCAGCCAGAGCCCGGACUGGAAUAGCUGUGCAGCAACGCUCCCCAUCCAACCUGACAGAGCUUAAGAGGAUCUGCAGAGAAGAAUGGGAGAAACUCCCCAAAUACAGGUGUGCCAAGCUUGUAGCGUCAUACCCAAGAAGACUCGAGGCUGUAAUCGCUGCCAAAGGUGUUUCAACAAAGUACUGAGUAAAGGGUCUGAAUACUUAUGUAAAUGUGAUAUUUCCUUUUUUUUUUUUUUUUUUUGCAAAAACGACUAAAAACCUGUUUUGGCUUUGUCAUUAUGUGGUAUUGUAUGUUGAUUGAUGAGGGGAAAAAAAACAAUUUAAUUCGUUUUAGUAUAAUGCUGUAAAGUAAUAAAAUGUGGAAAAAGUCAAGGGAUCUGAAUACUUUCCGAAUGCACUGUAUGUAACCACUCUGUCACGGUUUCGGCCGAGGCUGCUCCUUCUCCUUGUUCGGGCAGGCUUCGGCGGUCGUCGUCUCCGGAGUACUAGCUGCCACCGUUCUAUGUUUCGAUGUUUGAUUGGUUUUGUCUGUUUUGUUACACCUGUUCCUUGUUAGUGUUAAUUAUGCGUCCUAUAAGUUCUCUUGAGUUUUGUCAUGUGUUGUGUGUAAUUGUUCGUUGUCACUGUGGGAUAAUAGUUCAUUUUUGUCUCUCUGUUCGGUGUAGUAGAGAGCUCCGCACUUUUGUGCCUUUGUAUGUACUUUACCGGUGUGCUUGCCUGCCAGGUUGUAUGUAGCCGUGUUUGGCUUGUUCCUUUUUUGUCUUCACUAAAGACGUCAGUACCAAGCCUCUGUGUGUCCUGCGCUUGAUUCCACACCACUUCUACACUCAACUGUGACACACUCCCUAUGUUAGUUCAGCCAGAGGGGAAUCUUAUCAAGAACAGCUUCACAGCAAAACUGAGCUGCACUGAAAAAGAAAGUGGUCCUAAAACUGAUAACACAGAGACAGGGGAAAUUGAGAGAAAAAACAUAAUGUUUUUUAAAAACUAAGUAAGGACAGUGUCCAAGCUGUUUUAGGUUUGUGACAUUAUUACUGCUCAUCCAGGUGUGACGGAAAAGGGAAGUGUGAGGUGGCGACCUCCGGCAGUGUGUGUGACCUCUGUAACUCCGCACACCUGACUCAUAUGUACCUGGACGUUACCUAUGGCUGCCUUGAGACCAGUGAGUAGCCUACACACACACACACAGAAAUAUGCUGAGUCUUUUUCUCUAUUUGACGUAUGUGUGAUGUGUUUGUAUCAAUCAGAUUUUUGUCCUCUACAGAGAAAGUGACUACCUGUGAGGGUGGCGGUGUGGUGCAUUUGGAAUGUGGUAAGAAACAACACUCUCUGUGUCAAUCAGUUACUUAGUUGAGUUAUCUCUUGAGUCUCUCAUCCUCCUCCUCCUCCUCCUCCUCCUCCUCCUCCUCCUCCUCCUCCUUCUCCUCCUCCUCCUCCUCCUCCUCCUCCUCCUCUCCUCCUCCUCUCCCCCUCUCUCGCUCUCUCUCAUAGGAGAUGGGGUGAUCUUUCUUCAGGAAGCACUGUAUGGACGCACAGACAGCCAGACCUGCAGUCAGGGACGACCUCAGAGUCAGCUGACUAACACAAAGUGUUCCCAGGAAGGAACUCUGGCACUGUGGUCACAGAGGUACACACACACUAUAGUGCGCAGAUCCAAGUCAAAUCGCUCCAGAUCCAAGUCAAAUCGCUCCAGAUCCAAGUCAAAUCGCUCCAGAUCCAAGUCAAAUCGCUCCAGAUCCAAGUCAAAUCGCUCCAGAUCCAAGUCAAAUCACUCCAGAUCCAAGUCAAAUCACUCCAGAUCCAAGUCAAAUCCAGGGAGAUCACUCCAGAUUCAAAUCAAAUCCAGGGAGAUCACUCCAGAUUCAAGUAGAAAUGUGACAUUUUUGAAUGUCCUCAGGAGGUCGGGAGACUCCGUCAAAACUGUCCACUAGGGUCCAAACAACACAAGUACCUGGAGCUAGAUCCCCGGUCUAUAUAACAGACUGCUGUUGUCAAGUCUUAAUAAAUCGCAAAACUUAACAGUGUAGUCCUUUUUCGGUUUUAACCUUAAUUUAACCAAUCAGAAUGAAUGCCUGAAGUUAACCCUAUCUCAAACCUUAGUCCUUAAUUUAACCAAUCGGAAUGAAUGCCUUAAAUUAAUCCUAGAAUUGUUUCUGUAUCCCUGUUCAACUUAAUCUAGUCGGAAUGAAUGCCUUAACUAAACCGUAGAGUUGUUUCUGUGUGCCUAAACCCUGAUAUGCCUAAAUCCUUAACUUAACCCAUGUCGUCACUAGGGGCAACGGUGAGCGUUUUUACCAUCAAGUAGGCUUCCGUUUAAAGCAACUUCAAAACUUGACGUUUGGAGAAAUGUGAACAAACAGCUAAUUUUGCAGAGAGACUGUGAGAGCUUGGAAAAGGACAACCACUCAGACGAGAACCAGAUAGCCGUUUUUAUAGGGUAUGUUGGAGUUGUGUGGUGGUUUUGUUAUGCUUCUACUGGUGUUGCUCUGUGGUUGUUUCAGGUGUGACGGGAAGCAGGUGUGUGAGGUGAACAUGAGAGAGACUCAGAUCUCUGACCCUUGUUACGGAACCUACAAGUACCUGGAUGUCACCUACGCCUGCCUGCCUGCUAGUCAGUAUUCUUCCUCUGACGCUCUCCCUCUUCUGUCCAAUGGGCUUUUCGUUCACUUGAUACCAUGGACAGGUUGUUGUCCACUGCCAUUCCACUUCGGACAUCAAUGUUGUGCUUGAACAGUGGACAACAACCUGUACGUGGUGUCAAGUGAACAACUAGUCAAGUGAAAUGUGCUUGUGCAUGAUACAAAGUAGUCAACACUUUUUCAUGAAUGGAGCCCCAAACGGUCUAGUCACAAUCUGUCCUUCCCUCUCACCUCUCUUUGAUUGCUCCUCCCACCUCUCUUUGAUUGCUCCUCCCACCUCUCUUUGAUUGCUCCUCCCACCUCUCUUUGAUUGCUCCUCCCACCUCUCUUUGAUUGCUCCUCCCACCUCUCUUUGAUUACUCCUCCCACCUCUCUUUGAUUACUCCCUCCCACCUCUCUUUGAUUACUCCUCCCACCUCUCUUUGAUUACUCCUCCCACCUCUCUUUGAUUUCUCCUCUUUGAUUUCUCCUCCCACCUCUCUUUGAUUACUCCUCCCACUUCUCUUUGAUUUCUCCUCUUUGAUUUCUCCUCCCACCUCUCUUUGAUUUUUCCUCCACCUCUCUUUCUUGCUCCUCCUCCUUGUCCUCAUCCAUUAUCUCAGCAGCAGUGUUGUGUGUGUUGUGUUUUCAGAGACCAGUAUCACCUGUGAGCACUCUACCAGCUCCCUGGACUGUGGUGAGCACAUGAUUACACCUGCAAACACCAUAAUACCCCUCCCCCUGUGUAGGUAAGGCUGCAAUUAAAUGUUUGUGUGUGUGUAGGUAAGGGUGUGAUACAGGUGUUUCACGCUAACUACGGCCGUAGAGAUGGCUCUACCUGUUCUGCUGGACGCCACGAGCUCAGCAACCAGAACUGUCUGCAACCCAAAACCCUGGAUGUGGUCAAACAAUGGUACACUCUCCCUCUCUAUCCGUCUCCCCAUCUCUCCUCUCUAGUUUGGGGAUGUCUCUGGUGUUGAAAGAUUUUAUACAAAUAUCCCCCCCUGUGUGUGCAUGUGUGUUAUAACUGUAUUAUAAAUGUGUAACUCUGCAGGUGUGAGGGAAAGAGUCAGUGCACUGUGGGGAAUGACGCGGUCUUCGGGGACCCCUGCUACGGAACCUAAUUUAAGGAGGUUUUCCUAAACCGGCGGAGGCUGUGAUUGUACAAACAGCUAUCAACGACGUGAACAGAAAGGGGGAAACAGGAAGAUAAGGAAGGAGAAUGAGGGAGAAACUCGGGGUGGGGUGAAAAAUUGGGAUUUGGGGUUGGGAGGGGGCGGGGGAAAGGGUUGGGCCCCGCCUAUGAGGUUUAAUGAAAUUGGGAGAAGAGGGAAGGAGGAGAGGCCCGAGGAGAGGAGAGAGGAGAUGGGAAGUGGAAGGAAAGAAAAGAGAGAAUGGGGAGAGGGAUAGGAGGAUUUAAGAGAGGAGGAAAGUUGGAGGAGGAAAAAGGAGGGGUGAGAUAAAGGGAAAAAAAAAUGUGGGGGUCUAUGGGGGAGUAGUGGGAGAGAAGCUAUUAGUUUUACGUAGGAGAAAAGGUAAGGGAAUGAAAAGAAGGGGGGAGGUAUAGGGGGGGAAGGGAUGUCAGGUGGGAUGGGAUAGAGGGGGAAGAGGAGGUGGGCCAAGAGAGGGAGGACGAGGAGGCGAGAGGAGAGGCAGAGGAGAGGGGAGAGGGAGAGGAGAAGGGGAGAGGGAGAGGGAAGAGGAGAGGAGAGGAGAGGAGGAAGACACUGUAGACUGUAGAGACACACCCUCUGACUGUAUCCUACCUCAGCCCCUACAGGGUAAUGAUGCUCUGGGUCGGCUGCUGACACUUCCUGCCUGCCUCCAUCGGUGAGUCCUGUCUACUCUGCUGCUGAUCUACAUAUGAACCCAUAUUAAGUGGAUAUGAUGUACGCAUGGCUGACUCUUUUCAUUUGUGUUUUUCUUUCCUUUAACAGAAGAACUCCGACUGGAUGCCCUUUUUACUCUGGAUUUACUCCAUAAUCAAACACGCUGAAUCACCGAUCAAUCAAUCAAACAACCAAUCAAUAAAUCAAUGUGCAAACUAGUGACUGAAUGUCAUUGUGUAGCCAGCUCAUUUUCAGACCAGUGUUUUUAGAGAACACAACCCUACCUAUGUUAUUGAUUUGGAUGUCAACAAAUGUGUUAAAUGUAAAAUAAAAAUUAAUGCGAUACAGCU